AUGCAAACAAAUAGCUGUGGGAAUUCCAACGACAAGGCACCCUUGCCUUGUGCUUUCCAAGAACCAAUGGCAGCACCCAGACACAUGCAAGAUGGAUCGGCAGCAGUAGCUGAGCAGCUGGAAACAAUUGAUUUGAGUGAGGAUCCCUCUGCCCCGAGGCCCAUUUCCAUAAGUGUUCAUUUAACAAAUGAGGAGAGGGCGGCCUUGAUAUCUUUGCUAAAGGAAUUUCGAGAUGUGUUCGCUUGGAGCUAUGAGGAAAUGCCUGGUCUGAACCCAAGCUUAGUAAGUCAUACUCUGAAUAUUGAGCUUGGUACAAAACCUAUCGUGCAGGCAAGAAGGAAUUUUCAUCCUGAAGUUGAGAAGCAAAUCAAGGUGGAAAUUGAAAAGUUGUUAGCUGCCGGAUUUAUUAAACCAAUCAAGCAUCCUACGUGGCUAGCGAAUAUUGUCCCUGUGAAGAAGAAAACCGGUGUGAUCAGAAUAUGCACGGAUUAUCGAGAUCUCAACCGAGCUUGCCCAAAGGAUGAGUUCCCGCUGCCAAACAUGGAUAUCUUAAUUGAUUCGACCUCGGGUCAAGGCUUGUUGUCAUUCAUGGAUGGGUUUAGUGGCUACAAUCAGAUCAAGAUGUCUCCCAAGGAUGCUGAAAAGACAGCCUUUCGAACACCGUAUGGGAAUUUUUAUUAUACGGUCAUGCCAUUCGGCCUCAAAAAUGCUGGCGCCACCUACCAAAGAGCUAUGACAGCGGUGUUUCACGACAUGAUGGGAAAAGAAGUCGAGGAUUAUGUGGAUGACCUUGUGGUGAAGUCCAAAACCAGAGAAGGCCAUCAAGAAGUUUUAAGGAGAGUGCUGGAAAGGUGUCGGCUGUACAGUUUGAAGAUGAAUCCAAAGAAGUGUGCGUUCGGGGUUUCAUCCGGUAAAUUCUUGGGGUUUCAAGUACACCAGCGUGGCAUAGAUGUGGAUCCAGAAAAGACUAAAGCCAUAAAUUCUCUUGCACCGCCUAAAAGUCCAAAAGAAUUGAAAAGCUUUAUGGGAAGAUUAUCGUAUAUUCGGCGCUUUAUCCCAGGUCUUGCUGCCACCAUGAGUGCUUUUACUCCAUUACUCAAGAAAGGCAAGAGGUAUGAAUGGAGUGAGAAGUGCCAAGAAGCUUACAAGAAGGUGCAACAAAUAAUCGCCAAGCUGCCCACUAUGAAAGCACCUAUUCCGGGGCUGCCUCUCAAGCUUUAUUUGGCUGCAACAAACACAGCGGUUGGGGCCUUACUUGCUCAAGAUGAUCAUAGUGGGGAAGAAAGUCCUAUUUAUUACGUAAGUAGGCAACUAAGGGGGUCUGAAGUAAGAUAUCCGAAAACUGAACUUUUGUGCCUUGCUCUUGUCUAUGCUGCACAGCGCUUGCGGCAUUACUUCCUUGCUCACAAGCUACAUCUCAUGGUGAAGUCUGAUCCCGUAAGAUAUUUGCUUACAAGGCCAAUAUUAUCCGGGCGCCUUGCACGUUGGUUGUUACAGCUGUCCGAGUUCGAUAUCACCUGCACCACUCCAAAAGCCAUCAAAGGGCAGGCUGUUAUUGACAUGUUGGCUCUAUUUCCCGAAGUUGAAGAAUCAACAAUCUCUAAGGAAGUUCUGGGGGAGCUGCCGGAAAUGGUUGCUGUUGUCACGGAGGCAGAACCAUGGACCCUCUACUUCGAUGGGUCUUCUACAUCAAAGAGUGGAGGGGCAGGUGUGGUGCUUGUCAAUCCCGAGGGGCAAGCUACGGCCCUCUCGUUUAAGCUAAAUUUCCCAUGCACGAAUAAUACGGCAGAGUACGAAGCUUUUAUUGCAGGGAUGUCUACAGCAAGGGAAAUGGGUGUCAAAAGAAUUAAAAUUAUUGGGGAUUCAAACUUGGUGCUGAGUCAAUUACAAGGAAAUUUCGCCGUGAAGGAACCAGCAUUGGCACCAUAUCGUACAGCUGCUGAAAGGCUUGUUCGUUCGUUCAAACAAGUUGUGUUGGAACAUACCCCGGGAGUCACCAAUAGAUAUGCUGAUGCGUUGGCCACUUUGGGGUCGAGGCUCUCAUUUAUUGACGAACAGCCCAAUAUUGCAGUAAUCAAGAAGGACAUACCAGUUGUUGAAGCAAUGGCUCAAGAGGAGCAGCUGGAAGAGGAUGACUGGAGGAAGCUUGUGAAAGAAAAAAUAGGCAAAGGAAGCAACAUCAAAGAAUUAAAGGAUUAUGCGAUCAUCUUUGGGGAACUGUACAGACGCCUUCCGGGAGGUAUUUUGACACGCUGCAUAGGGAUAACAGAAGCACAGGAGAAGCUUCAAGAGGUACAUGAGGUCACUUGCAAUUUGGAGCCAAUAAUCAGCCUGUACCGGCGCCUGCAGCGCAAGGGUUAUUACUGGCCAGAAAUGAGGAAACAAGCAGCUGAAAUACAAGCCAAUUGUCCCAAGUGUGCAAAAAUACCUUCCACCGAGGAAUCAUUCACCGUCUCAUUUGCGGAGGAUUGGAGGGCUCCAUACUUGGCAUCCUUCAUCAAUGGAGUCUUGCCAACCAAUCCCAAGCAUGCACGCAAGCUCAAAAGGACAAUGAAAAGAUACUUCAUAGAUGGGUCAACUCUUUACCGUAAGGGUUUAAUGGUGAGCCAUUAA
Molecule: messenger RNA, 2613 nt
Organism: Prunus armeniaca (apricot)
Lineage: Eukaryota; Viridiplantae; Streptophyta; Magnoliopsida; Rosales; Rosaceae
Source: the annotation of a GenBank genome assembly